Molecule: messenger RNA, 2820 nt
Organism: Procambarus clarkii (red swamp crayfish)
Lineage: Eukaryota; Metazoa; Arthropoda; Malacostraca; Decapoda; Cambaridae
Source: RefSeq, a predicted model, not a curated record
CAGUAGUGGCCGCUGAGGCCUGGACGCCUUCGGAGGGAGACACUGCUGUCCGCGCUCUUCUGGCACUUUUGCUCACGCCGCCAUACACUAAACGGUAGUUCGCCACGGGAGAGGCCACCGGGAACCAACAGGGCGAUGAUACAAAUAGGAAGUUUGCAAGGAGAAAAUAAUAAUUUACUGGGGGACUAGGACCAGCCCCAGCAUCACCCCCAGCAAGCAGUACACCCCAGGAAGCAGUACACCCCAGCAGGAUGGUGUGGGUACAGAACACACUAAUCCCCCUCCUCCUGUACCUGUCUAAACCCCGUCUCGCCUACAAGAUAUCGACGGUGGACUCGGCUGGCGUAUGUAACGAGACCAUCUGGCUGGAAGAUGGGGCCAAGUCGGCCGCAAUCCUCCGCCUGACAGCUAAAGACUUCUACGAUUUUGCACCAUUGCAUUGCCAGAUCACCUUCAAGGCUCCCAAACACACCUGGUCUGGGCUGACAGGAGUGCUGGAAGAGGUUGACCUUAGACGCUACGAGGACACGACAGGUCACCACUUGGCCCAGAAUGAGUGCCUCGACUACAUCAUGGUGGUGUCGGACACCCGGACGCCCCAGGAGAGGCAGUGCGGGUCCUGGGCCGUGACGGGACAGGAGCAGUUGACCCACUUGGGUUAUCGGAGGUCACUGGUCGGCUACUGUCCCCUCCCGCUAACCAAUGACCCCCGAGUCAUCAGGUGUGGGAUGACAGAACUGACGGUGGAGGUUUCCGUGGGCCAACAGGACAACCACUACCUCUGGCGGGACACGCACUGGCGCCCUCACAGAGGCUUCACCUUCGUCGUCACCGCCUACAGGUACUCGUACCACGAGAGUGGAUGCGACGCUGGGUUCCGCUCCUGCGGUACGACUGACCGACGCAGCAAGCACCACUGCGUCCACCAGUCGCUGUGGUGCGAUCACCACAUCAACUGCGGACAGCCACACAACUACGACGAGCUCUCCUGCCUUGAUGAUGAAAUGUUGGGGGGACUAGUGAUGGUUAUCGUGGGUCCGUGGAUUGGGGCGUUCCUGCUGCUGGUGGUGGUGCUGGGCGGGGUGUUGUACUGGCGCAGAGGCCGAACUCCAGCACGCAGGGAACACCCGCCUCCCCAGGAACUCAACUCCUACGCUGAGUCCUACGAGGUCUCCUCCACCCUCUCUUCUGCCCACCAUAUGGCUAUUCAGGUUCGUGUGGUGUGUAACUCUGGCCAGGGAAUCUACACCCAGCGCACACACCCGUGGCAGGCGGCUGACCUCCCCCCGUCCUACGACUCCCUAUUCCCCCAGGGGCUUCCCUCCCCUAAGUUCUCCACCACCACCUCCACCGCCACCACCCCCGCCACCAACUCCGCCGCCAGCUUCGACAUCACCACCACCUCCCUCCUGAGCCUCGGCUCCAACACCAACGCUUCUCCCGUCACCUCGGCUUUCUUCUCCAACACCACGCAGACCUCCAACAUCGUCAUCCCCAUCAACGCCAUCUGCAGCACGCUAGGUGCCACGUCGGAGGUGUCGACGCCCUCCUGCGCCACCACCACCUUCACCACCGCGCCAGUUUACAGCAGCGCAGCAACCGGCGUCUCCCCCAGCUCCUCCAACACUCCCAAGACAGCCUCCACCAGUGCUGCUUCAUCGUCAACAGCUCCGCCGGCAACAUUACCUCCCCCAUUUGACCUCAUACCCCCGCUUGUAGUGCCAGAGGACACUAAUAUGACACCCAGUCACGCUGUCAACAGCACUCCCAGUCACGCUGUCAACAGCACUCCCAGUCACGCUGUCAACAGCACACCCAGUCACGCUGUCAACAGCACACCCAGUCACGCUGUCAACAGCACUCCCAGUCACGCUGUCAACAGCACUCCCAGUCACGCUGUCAACAGCACUCCCAGUCACGCUGUCAACAGCACAUGCAGUCAUUCGGGCAGUAGCUCGCCCUAUCGCGCCGUCAGCCUCACAGCGCCGUCAAACGCAACAGCAUCAGCAACAGAGCUGCAGCCGCUAUUAUCUGACAGCCUUGAAAGCGAACCCUGUGAGGCGUCAGGCACCCACAGAGUUGAACCCCUGACGCCAGGCGACGAAGAUAAGGACACUACCUCUCAGGGCAGAAGAAGCACUGCAUCUCCACCUAACGGAUCACCUGCAGCGGACGAGAUACAGCCACCAGGAGCUACAGAAGACAUUGAAUGCUUGCAGAAUGCAUUUGCAAGACCGGAUAUUCCCGUGGACACGGGGCAGGCUAGUGCAGGCUCAGACACCUGCACUGCGUCUGAAGAAAGUAUCACGGUAGGGAGUAGUGUGCAAGAUGGCGUGUCUACGAUCCCUGCAGACGACACGGGGUUAGAAACAGCUAUAAUCUCGUUCACAGCUAGCGGCCCCACGGUGGAAAUGGGUGAGACUGAAGGGACAAUGACAGCCCAACUAGAAAUUCUUGCAGAGACAAUUAGUGAUCCAGAGUAAGAACUGCUGUCUCUUGUGAUUACACAUACACACAUACACACACACACACACACACACACACACACACACACACACACACACACACACACACACACACAAAGGUACAAAACACACAAGCUACAAAAAAUAUAUAUACAUAUACGUAUAUUCAAAACUAUGUACUCAAAACUUCAAGCCACUCUCACAUAACACAUACACAUCGACUCGCUAAGCCACCCACAGCCACUCCACAGCCACUCCACAGCCACUCCACAGCCACCCCACAGCCACUCCACAGCCACUCCAAAGCCACCCACAGCCACCCCACAGCCACCCACAGCCACCCACAGCCACUCCA